Molecule: messenger RNA, 470 nt
Organism: Triticum aestivum (bread wheat)
Lineage: Eukaryota; Viridiplantae; Streptophyta; Magnoliopsida; Poales; Poaceae
Source: RefSeq, a predicted model, not a curated record
CUCUUCCAUCCAUCCAUCCAUCGAGCUGCCACUUGACGCCAGCAGGCAGCUGAGUUCAGAGAGGAGACUCGAACAUGGCAGCUCCGACAGCAUUCUUCCUCGGCGUUUGCGCGGUGCUGCUGGCGGCCGCCGUCGCCAACGCCGACGCGGCUUCCGUGGUGGUCGGCCUGGCCAAGUGCGCCGGCUGCACCAGGAAGGACAUGAAGGCCGAGGAAACGUUCAAGCGUCUCCGCGUGGCGAUCAAGUGCAGGAACGUUGAGGGCGAGUACGAGAGCAAGGCGGUGGGCGGCCUCGACCGCACCGGCGCCUUCAGCGUGCCCCUGGCCACCGACCUCCACGGCGCCGACUGCGUCGCGCAGCUUCACAGCGCCGCCUCCAACGCGCCGUGCCCCGGCCAGGAGCCGUCCAAGAUCGUGCCACUGUCCGAGGGCGCCACCACCUUCGGCGUCGUCGCCGGCGCCAAGACCACC